Molecule: messenger RNA, 1585 nt
Organism: Oncorhynchus masou masou (cherry salmon)
Lineage: Eukaryota; Metazoa; Chordata; Actinopteri; Salmoniformes; Salmonidae
Product: tumor-associated calcium signal transducer 2-like
Exons: 7
Coding region: 237-1148 (303 amino acids)
Cellular component (GO): membrane
Source: RefSeq, a predicted model, not a curated record
UAUAAAUCAAGCGAUUCUUAACUAUAGCAUCAUAUAGCAAUAGACGUUACAACGUUGUUGCAGAAGGCGUUUAAACAGGUGCUACGCAGACACACCGUUGCGCGUUUGGUGAACUAGGAAUCAUUGGAGUGUGUAAACUGGUUGAACGAGCCGUAGCUGUGAGGAAGAGAGUACGUUUGUGUCGUUCAGGUGUUUACUCCAUCUUUUUUUUCUCUCGGUUUUUCUCAAAUUCAACAAUGAAGAUUUGGAUUGCACUUCUUCUUGCGACUUUCGCAGUGGGUGCAUCAGCUCAAUGCACAUGUGAGAGUUUUAAGUGGGCUACAUGUGAUGGCACCCCUUGUCAGUGUGGCGUUAUGGUGGGAACUGGUGAGCUGCAGAACCUGAACUGCUCUAAAUUGGUCCCCAAAUGCUUCCUGAUGAAGGCAGAGAUGUACCGUGCUAGGAAAGGCCUGUCCACUCGUACCGGAGGAAAGCCAGUCAAUACCGCCUUUGUGGACAACGAUGGCAUCUACGACCCAGACUGUGAGACCACUGGUGCCUUCCGGGCCAAGCAGUGCAAUAACACUAAGGAGUGUUGGUGUGUGAACAGUGCUGGCGUGCGCAGAACCGACAAGGGAGACGAGAGCCUUCGGUGUGAGAAGUUGGUGGAGACCUAUUGGGUUCGCCUGGAGCUCAAGCACAAGCCAGUGAACAACGCUGUGGAUGCUUCUAAGUUGCAGGCUGCCAUAGCAACUGCCAUCCAGAACCGUUACAGCUUUGACAAGACCUUAGUGAAGGAGGUGGAGUACGACUCUGAGGCUCGCCUGAUCGUUGUCGAUGUCAAGAAGGAGAAGGGAGACCGCAAGGCCGACCUGUCUCGUAUGGCUUACUACAUGGAGAAAGACGUUAAGGUGCUGCCACUGUUCAAGGACCAGGCUAAGUUUGAACCCAGUGUGGACGGUCAGAAGCUGGAGAUGGAGGAUAUCUUGGUGUACUAUGUAGAUGAGGAGGGCCCCACCUUCACCAUGAAGAGGCUGACCGGGGGAGUCAUCGCCGUCAUCGUGGUGGUCAUCCUGGCUGUGGUCGCCGGACUGCUGGUCCUCUACCUCGCGAGGAGGCGAGAGCGGGGGUACAGCAAAGCAGAGCCCAGAGAGAUGGAGGCCAUGUAGACAAAUAUUAACCACAGAGCUGGUUCUACGCUGAAAUAUUAACACCUUGUAUAGUGCCUUUUAUAUAACAUUCUGUUUGUAAUUGUGCUGUUUAAUACUGUUACUUGAGGGGUGCCGUUUUGUAAAUGAUUGGUCAAAUCUAUUUAGCACUAUUACUACUACCCAGCAUUUUUAUUUAUGAGCUGUUGAUUUAAACAACCUUUUGAUUUAAAUGAAGAUGUUUGAAUGCUGUAGAUCCCGCAAACUUGAUUCUGGACAUCGACGCCAGUUCCACUUCAAUAAUAAAAUGUUCCACACUAGUCAGGGACUUAUUUAGACCUGGGGCACCAGGUAGGUGCAAUUUUAGCAUCAGGUAGAACAGAACCGGCAGGUUGUACGGUUUCAUAUGAACUUUGUGUUUGGUUUUUUUUUUAAAUAAAGUAUGGAUUUUAAAAUUA